AUGACAACUAAUCAGAUUUUUCUCCUUGAGAGAAAGUCAAGAAAGAUUCAGGAAGUGCUUCGUUACGCUGUGAAGCAAACUUUUGAGAAAGGAAACCUCGAGCUUGCAUUACGAGCUGUCUCGAAUCCAGACGCUCCUGAGCCUUACGCGCAUGUCACAGCUUACAGAAUCCUCCUUACGGCUGCUAACAAUGUGACGGUCACAGGAGAGCCUGACUGGUACAAGUACGCCGUCUUGGGUACAAUUGAGAGGCAGUGCUUGAAGAUACUAGUGUUGUUGAAUGGCGAGGCCAUGAACUUCAAGGCGGCUUUGCAAGUCUACGAUCUGGUUUUCCUUGGCAUAGACGAGUUGACACACGCAUAUAGAAGACGAGCAUAUGAUCUACGUUCUGGAUUCUCUGUUUAGGGUUCAGUUUGUAUAGUACAGUUGU
Messenger RNA from Brassica napus (rape), 430 nucleotides. RefSeq lists its product as uncharacterized. The record is from RefSeq and is a predicted model, not a curated record. Lineage: Eukaryota; Viridiplantae; Streptophyta; Magnoliopsida; Brassicales; Brassicaceae.